Penicillium lagena is the source of this 1437-nucleotide messenger RNA. Its product is annotated as D-arabinose 1-dehydrogenase (NAD(P)(+)) ARA2. The record is from RefSeq and is a predicted model, not a curated record. Gene Ontology annotation, biological process: dehydro-D-arabinono-1,4-lactone biosynthetic process. The transcript has a single exon. Gene Ontology annotation, molecular function: D-arabinose 1-dehydrogenase [NAD(P)+] activity. NCBI's taxonomy places the organism in Eukaryota, Fungi, Ascomycota, Eurotiomycetes, Eurotiales, Aspergillaceae. Gene Ontology annotation, cellular component: cytosol. The coding region runs from base 1 to 1437 and encodes 478 amino acids.
AUGCGACCCUCCACCACCCCGCUAUCAGCGGACCUCCCACCGCUGAUAAUGGGUACCGCAACCUUCAACUCCCAAUAUAACGCCGACCCAUACACCCUCCCAACGACAGAACUAGUGCAGCGGGCGCUAGCCUGCGGUAUCCGCGCCUUCGACACUUCCCCCUACUACGGCCCCGCCGAAGAGCUGCUCGGCCGCGCGCUCGCAACAGAACAUGUCCAGCGCCACUACCCGCGAGACACAUACCGACUCCUCACGAAGGUAGGUCGCGUUGCUGCGUCGGCGUUUGAUUACUCGCCGAAUUGGAUCCGACACUCCGUGCGGCGCAGUUUGAAGCGGCUGCAUACGACUUAUCUGGAUGUGGUGUAUUGUCACGAUGUGGAGUUUGUGCCUCCCGCCGACGUGCUGGGCGCAGUGCGGGAGUUAAGAAGGUUGCGAGAUGAGGAAGGUGGUGUUGUGCGCUAUAUUGGGAUCUCGGGUUAUCCCGUGGAGAGGCUGAGUGAGCUCGCGGAGAUGGUGCUGCGGGAGACGGGCGAGCCCCUGGAUGCGGUGAUGAGUUAUGCCAAUUUCACACUGCAGAAUACCCGGCUGCAAUCCGCUGCGCUGCCGCGGCUCCUCGCUGCGGGUGUGGAUGUGGUCCCGAAUGCCUCGCCGCUGGGCAUGGGCCUGCUGCGCCGCGACGGCGUGCCUAUCGGGUCGAUGGGCGACUUCCACCCCGCGCCGGAUCCGCUGCGUCGCGCGAUCCAAUGUGCGUCGGACUGCGCGGCAGACCACGGCGAGAAACUGGAGGUCGUUGCGAUUCGCUUCGCUCUCGAGUCCUGGCUCCGCGCUGGAGCCAAGGCAGGCGCACUGGGAGCACCACUCGCUCGCGCGGCCGACGCAGACCCGGGAUUCUUGUCCGUCGCCAACAUCGGCACGGGCCGCAGACUAGGCGUCAGCGUGAUGGGGGUGAGCAAUGUCGCCGAGCUGGACGAGACGCUUCGAGUCUGGCACAGUAUCCUCCACGGGCUGGAGAACUGGGACGACGACGACGAGCUGGUGGACCUCGACACGCUUCAAUCCGAGGCGCUUGCUGCCAACCGCAGAACUCCCAAUAACGAAACGAACGCCAAGGGGCCCGUUCCUUCGUCUGCCGAACAUGCCUCCAGCAUCCUUACGCCCUCUGAAGGCCUCAUCACCGAUCGCGCUUGGUCUUCCACGCGCUGCGCUCAGAUCCUGGGGUUGGCUCGUGAGAUCCGCAGUGUACUCGGUGAGGAGUGGAUUGAUUAUGUAUGGGCGAGUCCGCCGGCGGACUUUGUGAAUUUGUUGCCUGAGGAGCAUAUUGCUACUUUGCAGCAACUAGCAAUAGAUAUGGGGAAGACGGAGGAAGAUGCGUAUACCCCUGGUGGGCCGGAUCGGAUGCUCACGCCGCCCUUGGAUGUGGAAAAGCAAUUUGAAUAG